AAGCAAACCCACUAACAUUUGCAUACCAUAUAUCUUCUUUGACUAAGUUCAGCACAUCAUCCCCUUCUUCGCCACCAAGAAAACCCUAAGCCCUACAUAAAAUACAAGGUAUUGAAAGAGAAGUUGGACAAAGAAAGAGAAAUGAGUCUGCUUUCGAAUGCAGAUUGGGGACCAAUCGUUGUUGCAGUGGUCUUGUUUAUCCUCUUGUCGCCAGGGAUGAUGUUCCAAUUGCCAACGAGGACAAGGGUGAUAGAGUUUGGCAACAUGUGCACAAGUGGGAUAGCCAUCUUGGUUCACGCCAUAAUUUAUUUCAGCUUAUUCACCAUCUUGAUCAUGGCAAUUGGUAUUCACAUACAUGUUUACUAGUUGAUCCAAAAUCUCAACGAAAAGGGUAGGCUCUUCUUUGGCUCCUUUCCGUAAUUUGUCUUCACUGUUAUUUCAUUGUUGUUUGUAAGAGAAAAUUUGAAUAGCGUAAUGAUGAAUCUAUUUCUUCUUAAGAUGGUUUGAUAUAUAUGAAGUUGUAGAGGGAUAUUGAUACAUUUUGGAGAAGCAUCUGAAGUGUCAUCUGUCUAGAAUAAUAGACUCCUCAAUGGGUCAAUAUUGUCUUAGGGUCGAGUUGGGCUUUUGUCUCCCAACGGGGAAUUCACAGAGUAGAAGGUCAUGUUGGAUUGAAGCGUUGAGUACAAGGUAGGGUGUGAACCCUUAAAUAGCAUCUAAGGCAUACUACCACUUUAUCAAGUGUUUCAAGCCCAACCAUGCACACGACACUCAUGUGCCCCUAGUAGGAAGUUGUACGCCACACACGUUUCAAUUUGAUGAGGUGCUCUCGCUCUGUGUAUCCCACAUUUGAUUCAGUUUUUGGACAAAAUUGGAAGACAAAACCUUAACUUGAUUUAGGAAAAACAUCAGCCCGUUGAAGAAUUUGUCGACUUCAAAUAAACAUAACUUUGAGAUCUUUACUAAAAGAAAUCAGCCCUCAAAAGAAGUUUAUUAUGAUUAAGGUCUUUUAUAA
Gossypium raimondii (Peruvian cotton) is the source of this 1012-nucleotide messenger RNA. RefSeq lists its product as uncharacterized. The coding region runs from base 142 to 366 and encodes 74 amino acids. NCBI's taxonomy places the organism in Eukaryota, Viridiplantae, Streptophyta, Magnoliopsida, Malvales, Malvaceae. The transcript has a single exon. The record is from RefSeq and is a predicted model, not a curated record.